ACUGCGUGAAUAAAUCGGCUAGAUGAUGCUCCGUGCUCGACGGCUCGUAUUAUUUAAUUGAAUAUUUAUUUUCGUAAAAAUAAAAAAAUAAAAAAUAAAAAAGAGGCGAAAAGGGUGACGAAGUGUUCAUUCUUCAAUUAAGUUUCACAUUUUCAUGAUUAAAAUUCCUCCAUUGCAACAACUUGCAAUCUCCAUUCGUUGCUCUCUCUCAAACUAGCGAUUCCCGCUACUCAAUAAGAUCUUAAUCAGCAUGGAUUUCAUGAAGGUUGUGGAUCAAGCUGUUCGCGAAAUAAAAAGAGAGGUGAACUUGAAGGUAUUGAAGGUUCCUGAGAUCGAGCAAAAGGUGCUGGAUGCAACUGAUAAUGAGCCUUGGGGUCCUCAUGGAAGCGCACUGGCAGAAAUAGCUCUGGCCACCAAAAAAUUUUCUGAAUGCCAGAUGGUUAUGAAUGUUCUCUGGACGCGAUUGGGUGAAACAGGAAAGGAUUGGCGUUAUGUUUACAAGGCACUGGCUGUGAUAGAGUAUCUCAUCGCCAAUGGAUCUGAACGAGCUGUUGAUGAGAUCAUAGAACAUACUUUUCAAAUUUCAUCACUCGCAGGCUUUGAAUAUGUUGAACCUAAUGGAAAGGAUGUGGGGAUCAAUGUCAGGAAGAAGGCGGAAAACAUUGUAGCCCUUCUAAAUAACAAGGAUAAAAUAGAAGAAGCCCGGAAAAAAGCUGCUACUACCCGUGAAAAGUAUGUUGGCCUCUCAUCUACUGGGAUGUCGUACAAGUCAAGUUCAGCUUCAUAUGGUGGUAACAGUUCCCAGAGCAGCAACAGGUAUGGAGGGUUCAGUGGCAGAUAUGAUGAUGAUGGUUACAGGAGCAAAAAUGAAGAUCAUUCUGGACAAGAUAAAUUUGAGAAAUUUGUUCCCAAGUCACAUCAAGGAGCUUCUUCUGAAAGGAAAACAUCUCAUUAUAGCAGCAGGAAUCAGGACCUUCCUUUAGCAGGUUCUUCAAAACCAUCUUCAGGGAUCAACUCCGAUGAAUACUCUGCCAUUUCACAUCAGAAUGCAAGUGCGACUUCAAAUGGACAGAUAGAUGAUGAUGAUGAUGAUGAUUUUGACCCUCGGGGUACUGCUGCAACAAAGCCUGCUCCUGGAAGUUCACAACAAGUGGAUCUUUUCGGAGAAAGUUUAAUUGGAGACCUCUUGGAUGCACCUACAACUACUCCCUCACAAAGCAGUGCCAUGAGUAGCAAGUCAUCCGAUGUUGAUCUAUUUGCAGAUGCUGAUUUCGUAUCCGCUGCUCCCCCAGUGGAAGGAAAAGCAAAAUCUCAAACUCAGCCAAAUAUUGAUUUGUUUGCUGCACAGCCUGCAUCAUCCACUGCACAACCAGCACCUUCGGCUGCAGCUUUUUCAACAAUGGACUUCUUUGCAGCAUCUGAUCCAGUUGUGCCACCUGAAAUAAAAUCUGAAAGUACUGGGCCAUCAAAUGUGAACUUUGUAGAUCCGUUUGCAACUAUUCCAUUAAACAGCUUUGGUGGAUCUAAUCUUCUUGGGGCAUCUUCCACUCAAACUGAUCAAUUAUCUGCAGAGCCCACAGAAAAUCCCCUUAAGAAUAAUGCUGCAUUUGACUUGAAUGCCAAAUUCUUACCAGAAUCAAAAGCACCUCUGAAAAAGGACAAUUUCCAGGUUAAAUCUGGAAUUUGGGCUGAUUCUCUGAGCCGUGGACUGAUUGAUCUUAAUAUAUCUGCUCCCAAGAAGGUAGAUCUGGCAGGUAUUGGAAUAGUUGGUGGUUUGAGCGAUGGUUCAGAGGAGAAGCAGAAGGCACCUGCAUCUUAUAACAUGGGGUCAGCCAUGGGCAUGGGCAUGGGUAUGGGCAUGGGUAUGGGUAUGGGUACGGGUACUGGAUUUGGUGGAAGUGGUGCUAAUCCAACGCAAACUGGUGGAGAUGAUUUUUUCUCAAGCUUUACCAGCAGCAGCCAGUAUCAGUUUGGUGGCUUCCAGAAAUGAUUCAUUCCAUUCUUUUUCUUCUACAAUUCUUUUUGUGACCUCAAAUAUUUGUUUGUUUGAUGAGAGGCUUAAGGUUCGGUUAAUUUUAACAUGGUUGUUCUUGAUCACUUUCGAAGAAUGGAUCGUAUUGAUUGAGAUGUUGUGGUAUUUCAUCAAAAUGAGAGUAUUUUGUUAGAGGCUUAGUGCCCUCUAAUGCAAAUUAAUGAGGAGCUGUAUUUUGAGUGCACCUGAUGGUUCUCUGUAUGUAAUGUUGUAUGUACUUGAAUUGAAGAGAGGGUAAUAAUAUCUCGGUUCUAUUGUUCCGUGUC
Molecule: messenger RNA, 2298 nt
Organism: Spinacia oleracea (spinach)
Lineage: Eukaryota; Viridiplantae; Streptophyta; Magnoliopsida; Caryophyllales; Amaranthaceae
Product: clathrin interactor EPSIN 1
Exons: 12
Coding region: 251-1990 (579 amino acids)
Biological process (GO): endocytosis
Cellular component (GO): plasma membrane; endosome; clathrin vesicle coat
Molecular function (GO): phospholipid binding; clathrin binding
Source: RefSeq, a predicted model, not a curated record